Messenger RNA from Saccoglossus kowalevskii, 412 nucleotides. RefSeq lists its product as uncharacterized. The record is from RefSeq and is a predicted model, not a curated record. Lineage: Eukaryota; Metazoa; Hemichordata; Enteropneusta; Harrimaniidae.
AGUUCAUAGGAAGUUUUAUAGGCUCCCACAAGACACCCUGCAGAUCGCUAAAGUCAGCAGAAUUAUACUUGCUUGUGAAAGAGGAUCUGUGGAAAAGUACAAGAACAAAUCACUUGAUGACAUAGAGAUUGACUUGAAUGAGGUUUCAGAUGAUGAAGAAUCAGUGCUGAUUGAUAUCAAGACUCCUGAAGCACCUACUGAGAAAACAGCAGAUUCAACUGUAUGUAAGAUAGAACCGUAUUUGAUACUAGAAUCCAGUUUUAGGAAUCUCAAGAAUGGGAAUGAACUUUCUGAUGAUAUUGUCAAUUCUGCUGUCUAUCCUGCCACUCAAAAAAGAGAGAGAAUCAAAUUUUUUGACCAUAAUUUAAUGUCAUCCAUUUGUCUGAGGGGUGAAACCACUUAUCCAAAGAAG